CCAUGAUGGAACAUUCCGGUCUCAUAGAAUGGAUCCUGAGCAACUGAAAGCCGGUGUUGUUGGUGAUGCUAAUCACGCUGUCGGCUCUGAUGGCGCACCUGAUGUUGUGCCUGUGAAACAAGAGUCUGAGCACUGUGAGAAAGAGAUUGUCCGAGAGUCCAAUGACGUGGACUCGACCGAAGUGUCAAUGGCUCCAGAAGACGCCAGAGGUGUUAUUCAAGGCCCUGUCGUUAAGGAUGAACCACGGGAGGUGACACCCUUGAUUCCUGAGAAGAGAUCAGCUUCUCCGAUGUACCAUACCAGAUCAUUGGACAAGAAACAAGUCAUUGUCAUAAACAAGUACAAGCCCGGCAUUGGUUAUAAAGCGUCUGAUUUUGAGAUGUUCAACCCACAGGUUACAACUCAUGAGAAUGGAUUCAAUAUCAUUGACGUUCCAUUGAACACGAGACAGGGAUUCAUGUAUAAACCUUGUCGUCCUAACCCGACACUGGAGGUUCUGAAGUUUUCCACGGCAGAUAUUCCACCUUAUAAGACAUCGCUGGAUAUAUUUGAUCGUUCAGCUUUGACAUACUUAUCCCAUGACGAUUCCACAGUGACUACUGGAAGAGGAUGGGUAUCUGCAAGGGCAAACGUGGCUAUAAAAGAGGGUAAAUGGUAUUUUGAAUUUAAUGUUUUGGAGAGCGAUUCUGAAAGACACGUACGAUUGGGGAUUGGAAGAAGAGAGGCGAGUCUGGAGGCUCCAAUAGGAUUUGACGGGUACGGAUAUGGACUAAGAGACAUUACUGGUGAUAAGGUUCAUUUAUCAAGGCCCAAACCUUUUAUGGAUGGCGGUUUCAAGAAGGGCGAUGUUAUAGGCUUACUCGUUGAACUUCCACCAACACCAUUCACAGACGUGUCACGUUCUCAAGUUGCCAUGAGGUACAAGAGCAAUUUAUAUUAUGAGAAGUUUGACUACGUUGCGACAAAGCAGAUGGGACACCUCUUAAACCCAAUGAGUGUCUUUGGAGAAAAGGCUAUUGCUGAUACCGACUCCUGGAGACCAGAAACUUUGCAAGGGAGUUCUAUAAAAGUCUACAAGAAUGGUGAAUUUAUUGGCACAUGUUUUGAAGAGCUGUAUUCAUUCUUACCACCAAAUUCCGAGCUCACGAGCAACAAGUUUAACAAAGAAGGUAAAUACGUCGACAACGGUUCACUCGGGUACUAUCCAACCAUCUCUGUGUUUAACGGUGGUGUUGCAGAGCUGAAUGCUGGCCCUGAAUUUCAGUUCAAACCCACUGGUUUGGAUUAUGAUGUACGUGAAUUGCACGAGUUGUACGAUCAGAGCAUUGCCGAUGAUAUAGUGUGGGACCUUGUUGAUGAGAUAGAGGCAGAAGUCAUCGAGGGAGCACUAGGAUCAUUUAGAACCAUGUGAAUAGUUUUAUUAGUGAUAUCUCUCAGUUUUAUGUGGGACUGCACCAACAUCAAUGGAUUCCCACUGUUGAGAACAUCCAUGACAUAUAUUUGCAUCAUUUGUAUC
Molecule: messenger RNA, 1516 nt
Organism: Williopsis jadinii
Lineage: Eukaryota; Fungi; Ascomycota; Saccharomycetes; Phaffomycetales; Wickerhamomycetaceae
Gene: BRE2
Product: Bre2p
Exons: 1
Coding region: 29-1411 (460 amino acids)
Cellular component (GO): Set1C/COMPASS complex
Molecular function (GO): transcription cis-regulatory region binding; protein binding
Source: RefSeq, a predicted model, not a curated record